AGGAUGGCUGCAGAUAACACCUCCUCUAUGACAGAGUUUAUCCUCACAGGCUUAACUAACCAACCAGGACUCCAGCUCCCUCUCUUCUUCCUGUUUCUAGGCUUCUAUGUGGUCACCAUGGUGGGGAACUUGGGCUUGAUAACACUGAUUGGACUGAACUCUAAUCUUCAUAUACCCAUGUACAUUUUCCUCUUCAACUUGUCCUUCAUUGACUUCAGUUGCUCCUCUGCUAUCAUCCCCAAAAUGCUGAUGAGUUUUGUCUCAAAGAAGAACAUCAUUUCGUACUCUGGGUGUAUGACUCAGUUCUUUUUCUUUGCCUUCUUUGCCAAUUCUGAAUGCUUCAUCCUGUCAGCAAUGGCAUAUGACCGCUAUGUGGCCAUCUGUAAACCACUGUUGUACACGGUCACCAUGUCUCCUCAGGUGUGUGUAUUUCUUUUGCUGUGUGUCUAUGGGAUGGGGUUUCUGUCGGCUAUAGCGCAUACAGGUAAUAUACUGUUUCUGACCUUUUGUGGAGAAAACGUUCUCAAUCAUUAUAUGUGUGAAUUCCUUCCCCUCCUUGAGCACUCCUGCAACAGCUCUUUCAUGACUACUCUGGUGCUCUGUACUCUUGCAGCCAUUGCCAUUGGGGUGCCCAUUGUGACCAUUUUUCUCUCUUAUGGUUUCAUUCUUGUCAGCAUUUUCCACAUUAGUUCUACUGAGGGCAGAUCCAAAGCCUUUAGUACCUGCAGUUCUCAUAUAAUGGCAGUUUGUCUUUUCUUUGGUUCAGCAGCUUUUGUGUACCUUAAACCACCUACUAUUUUACCCCUUGAAUGGGACAAAGUCUGUACUGUGUUCUAUACCAUUGUGGUUCCCAUGUUGAACCCACUUAUCUACAGCCUGAGGAACAAGGAUGUCAAAUUAGCCAUGAAGAAAACCUUGGGAAGAAUAACUUUCUCUUGAAAAAAAUUGGAAAUUGAGAAAAGGCAUGAGAAUUUUUAAAUUAGAGUGUUGUUAUUUUUUAUCAUCAUCAUCAAUAAGGAAUUCAACCUUCAUGCUUUUGUACUGUAUAUUUAAAAGAAAUUUUAACUCUUUCCCAAAUGGAUUUAUUCCCUCUCACCAUCACCCCAACUCUUCCUUCUUUAUUUU
Artibeus jamaicensis (Jamaican fruit-eating bat) is the source of this 1125-nucleotide messenger RNA. Its product is annotated as olfactory receptor 8B12-like. The record is from RefSeq and is a predicted model, not a curated record. The transcript has a single exon. Gene Ontology annotation, molecular function: odorant binding; G protein-coupled receptor activity; olfactory receptor activity. Bases 4 to 939 code for a protein of 311 amino acids. Gene Ontology annotation, biological process: G protein-coupled receptor signaling pathway; sensory perception of smell. NCBI's taxonomy places the organism in Eukaryota, Metazoa, Chordata, Mammalia, Chiroptera, Phyllostomidae. Gene Ontology annotation, cellular component: membrane.